AGGAACCUCAAAUUCAAAUGUCUAAAAUGGAACGCAUGAACUCCCCAUCGCCACCACCCUAAAUUGGUUCCCAGGUAUAUGCUCCCCAUCUCAGUAAAAUAGCACAAACAAAUCUAGUUUCCCAAAUCAGAAACCUUGGAGAUAUUCUCAACUUCCUCCCUCCUCCACCCCAUCCCAUUGGUAACCAAGUCUAACCAAUUAUAUAGUUCUGGACUUCUUGAAUCCAUUAUUCUCUAUUCUUGCCAUCACUGCCUUGGUUUGGGUCUCAUUUUUUGUUUUGCUUAACUAAAACAAGAGUCUUCUUGCCUUCACUACAGCUAGAAUAUUAUUUACAACACACAAACUUGAUCUUGUCAUUUCCCUGUUUAAAAGUUUUCAAUUGUUUCCCACCACAUUCAGGACAAAUUUCCAACUUCUUAGCCUGGUCUUGGGGGCCCUUUGUAAUCUUGUCUUUCCAAAUUCAUCUCCUACUGCUUUCCCUACCCUUCACCUGCUACUACAGCCACACUGAAAUACCUUCAUUUCCAUAAUGGGAUAUGGUUUUUCCUGCCAUAGCACUUACAUAGACUGUACCUAUUGCUUGGAUUGUCCUUCUCUCCUCCCUACACUAAUUUAUCCUCUUUUUCUUGGUUCCUCAAACCAAGCAUUAAUCAUCUCUUCUGGGAAGCACCUCCAAACAAGCAACCUCUUCUCCAAGCCAGUAGAUAUUCUAUUUUCUGCCCCUAUGUUACCCUGUACAUAUCUUUAUUUUCAUCGUCUAUUAUUUCACCAUUUCUCCCACUGAAAUGGGACCGACUUUAGUGUCUUAACUAUUGCCUCAAGAUUGAGAACAAUAUCUGACCCUUAAUAGGCAUUCAAUAAAUGUAUGUAGUAUGAAUGAACCAAUUAAUCUGGUCUAACUCAUGUUACCAAUGGAGAAAUCUCUCUUGGUUUCUCAAGAUCAUGUGACCAAUCAAUGCCAAUCAGUGACAGAGAGAACCCACGUUUCCUCACCUUCAACUCACCACACUUUCUACCAGACUAAGUGGAAAUUAGACGUGCGUGGGGCAACAGUGUUAAAUUGUACUGGGAAGCAGGGACUAAAGUGUGGCCCUAAAAGGAAGGCUGACAUGGAAGUGCUAGUUUUAGGGGAAAGUGGAGCAAAUGAAAUGCUCAAGCACAUUUGAUUUUUCAUCCUUUUUUUUUUUAAUUUUUUAUUUUUUUUAGAGACAGAGUCUCAUUUUGUCACCCUCAGUAGAGUGCCAUGGCUCACAGCUCACAGCAACAACCUCCAUCUCUUGGGCUUAGGCAAUUCUCUUGCCCUCAGCCUCCCAAGUAGCUGGGACUACAGGUGCCCGCCACAACGCCCGGCUAUUUUUUUGUUGCAGUUUGGCUGGGGUCAGGUUUGAACCUGCCACCCUUGGUACAUGGGGCUGGUGCCCUACUCACUGAGCCACAGGCGCCGCCCUUUCAUCCGCCCAUAUUUUUGAAUAUGAAUGUUCAAAAAACAUUCCAGCCAAUUUCAGAGAGCUGUCAAAGAAAACAGUUCACAGCUAACAUUAACAUAAUAAACAGGGGAUAGACCCCAUCUAUUAAACAUAGAAUUAAACUUACAAUCAAAAACUUUUUAAAGAAAUAAAAUUGUAAUGUAGCCUACACUAUAUACCAGGUAGUAUUCAUUUAUACAUCUAUUCAUUUAAUCCUCAAAGCUACUUAUGUGGUAAUAUUAUCCCCAUUUUAUAGAUUAGAAAAUUGAGGUGCUGAAAAAUCAAGUAGUUUGAGGUUUCACAGGUGGAAAGUGGCAGGGCAUGGAUUUAAGUAAGGCAUUUCAAUGCUAUAAUCUAUGUCCUCAACCACAAUGCCUAAAGCAUAAUUGUGAUCUUAGCAAUCAAAACAAAAGCAAAUCAUCCAGACUUCACUCUAUGAAGUAUGAGUUUUUACUGGUCUUAAAUGCAGGAAGAAGGCUGUUAGGCUUCAUUAGGCCUCAGCCCAAGUGGGGGAUGAGAGUUCUUUAUUCUGUGAUGCAAUGAUGACCUCAGAGUAAACUGCCACUAGGCUGAGGAAAAUGGAAUGGCUACUGGAGGACUUGCUCAGAGUUGAGGAGAAUAUGGGGCUUCUCUGGGGUCAACUAACCCACGCCCUGGCUUGUAGAUACUGUGGCAGCAGCUGUCUCCAAAGUCCAGGGAAUGUGAUGACAGUACUCUUAUUCAUAGUUUGGCAGAUCCGGAGGUGGUGGCAGCUUGGGAGGCUGAAACAGGUUCAUCCUUGGUGCUAUGGGGACAUGAAGCAAGGCAAGGGCCUACCCUUUUGGUACCAUAUGGCAUACCUUGGUCACCUGUGGAAACAGAAAUCAGAGGUGGAGGAAGAAGAAGAAAAAGAACAGGAGGAGGAAGAGGAAGAAGAGAAGGCAUCUCUGGAUCCACUGAAACCAUGUUCUCCUCCCAAAGAAGCUCUCACUGGAGCAUCAGCUGAGCCAUCCUAUGGUUCUGAAGGGCUCCCCAAAGUCACAGGGAUACCAGAGCAAAUACUCAUGCAGCCCUCAAGCCCUUUCAGACCCUUUCCCACCUUCCAGAUCCUGACCAACCUACCUGUGAGGCACAAGAUAGCAUCAGGGAGCCAUCAGCAGCAUAGAAAAAGCCAGCUCUUUUGGGGUCUCCCUUUUCUGCACAGCGAAUCCUUGGAAGCCAUCUUCCUGAGCUCAGGCCCCUCUUCCCUGAAAUUAUCUGUUUGUCCUUCUGUCUUUUUCAACAAGCUUACCUUCUUGCCUAGGUCCAACCUGUUGCUUCCCCAGUAUCACUCCCCAACCCAGUUUCCUACUCAUGAAGCCCAUACUAUGGAAGACAUGGAAGGGAUGGCUCUCAGUCCUCAGCUACAUCCAUCUCCAUCCUCUCCUCCUGUCCCAUCACUACACCUCCAUCUUAAGCCCUUGCCUGUGGAUCAUAAGCAAGUUCUAUCUGGCACUGAGGCACCCACACAAUGGCUUACACAGCACAGAGAGGUCUCUUGGGUCUCUAAGGGUAAAACCCUGCACUCACAGCCUGAAUUCCAAAGACCCAGACCCUCUAAGCUUUUCUCUGCUUCUGAGGCCUGGUGGGAGUUGCCAUGGGACCCCAGCCUCCACCAACACAACCCAGAUUCACCCUCUGCUUCUCUGCUGUAUCCUGCUAGCCUUCUGGGAAUCCUGACAAGGUUUGAGGCCCCAUGGAAGACCACGGGACAAAAUGAAGACCCUACAGCCUCUGAACAAGCAAUGCCAACGCCCAGCCUAACUCCAGCCUCUCUGUCAGAACUCCAGAGAGUCAGCCCCACAGAAGGUCUGUCUGGAUCUAAGGUCCUCUGGGAAACCGCAGGGCAAAAAGAGAACCAUCAGAUCUCUGCACCCUCAAAUGUGUCCCCUUGCCAACACCUAGUCCCUAUGACAGAGUCUCAAGGAACUAGCCCCCUGGGAGAUCGCCCUCGAUAUAAGACUAAGUGGGGAACCAUAGGACAUAAAGAAAGCCCCCAAGCUUCUGAGCCUCCAAUGUCACCCCCAUGCCAGUCUCCAGCUUCUCUGUCAGAACAAAGAAAAAUCAGCUAUGAAGGACUUCUUAUACCUAAGGACUUUGGGGGAACCCAGAAACACAAAGAGAACCCUCAGGCUUCUAAGUCUUUAAUGCCAGCCCCCUGCCCUCCUCUAGACUCCCUGACGGAACACCAGGGAGAGAGUUCCCUGGAAGACCUAUCUGGUUAUGAGCCCCAGUGGGUAUUCAGAGAAAACUCAGGAAUCUGCCAGGCUUUGGGGACCCCAGCCUUGGACCCCAACCCAGGGCUCUAUGGAACCAGUCUUACAUGUGUUCCAUCAGGAUCUAAGACUCCACAGAAGGGCACGCAGAAUAGAGAAAGUUGGGGGGUAUCUGCAGACCCAGUUUUGUCUGACAGCCUUCCCUCAGCCUCUCCGCUGGAGUCUCUGGUAAUGUGUCCCAAGAGAAUCCUACCUGAAUCCAAAGCUUUGUGGAAGACCAUGGGGCAGAGAGAGAACCUCUGGGCAUCUGACUCCCCAGAUCCUGCCCAUAGCACAGGUCUAGCCCCCUUCAGAGAACAGCAUAUAAUCAAUCCUGUGGGAGGCCUUACCAAACCAGAAGCUACAAGGAAGGAUACCAAGCAUUCUAGGAGUUCCUGGGCUUCUAAGCCCCCAUCCAUGGCCCUCAGCCCACCCCCAGCUUUUAUGCUGGAGCCUCAGAAAAUCAGCCGCUUGGGGGUCCUGUUUAAUUCUAAGGCUAGAUGUAUGGAUAUAAACAAGAGACAGAAGUGCUGGGCCUCUAAGCUCCCAGCUUGCAGCUUACCCCAAGUCCUGCAUGGAACGAGCCCCCUGGGAGUCUUGCCUGACUAUGAGCCUAUUAGGGGGAAUAUGGAGAAGAAAGAAAACUGUAGUGCUCCUGUGUUCCCAGGUUGGAGCCUCAGCCCAUCCCCAAACUCUGUUUCAAAGUCUCACAUAAGUGAGCCUUUUGGAGACCAAUGCAACUGUAAGCCUGAAGGGAAAGCAUCAGCGGAGCAGACAAAGAACUGCUGGGCCACUGAGCUCCCAGCCCCCGGUUCACUCUCUGCUCCCCUACCAGAGCCACACACUGACCUUCAAUGUGUGUGGAGAUGGGCACAACAAAGAGAAGUCCCCCAGGGCUCCAGCCCUCCAAAAGUUAAUCCCCUGCAGCCAAUACCCUGGCUUCCCACCCUCACUGAAGUUGUGCAGAUUGUGCCCACUCAUUCUGGCCUACCCAAGGGAGAGAUGUUUCCAGGAUCUAAGACUGAGGCCCCACUUUCCCAGAGAGAGGCUGUCUCAGAGGUGCUCACGAACCCUGGGUCCCAUGCCUGGCAGUGGAGUAAAGAGUUGAAACUCAGGCUGAAGACACUGCAGCAGAGCCCUGCAUCCAGAUUCCCUGGCUCAAGCCAACUACUUUGUAGCUCCCCUGCCUUGAGCUCCACAACUCCAGACUCCUGCCCUCAAAAGCAGAUUUAUCUCCCUAACUUGUGCCCCUCCUCUUCAAGUUUUCAUCCUCCAAAAGUUCAGAGCACAGUAUCUCAAAGCACAGUAUCUAAACCUAUCCAGGUCUCCUACUGUAAUCACUCCCAAUCCCCAUCCCAGCCACAGCUAGGAGGGUCUGGCAGAGUAAGACAAGGGCCUCAGAGAGAGGAGAACAUCAAGGGGAAGACUGCCCAGGGCCCAUCCCAAGGGUUGUGUGUACACACAGAAGCUGGUGAUAUCCAUUCAGGCCCUGGAGAACCUUCAAACCCUGACAUUCUAGUCUCAGGCAAGAAACAAAACAAGGCUUCAGCCCUUUCUUCAGCGAAAAAGGGAAAGAACACCAGAAAACCCAAAGCAGACCAUAGAGCAGGGAAUGCAGGAUUAGGGUCAUCCACUGUCACAAAAAAGAGCCACUCUACCCAAGCCCAAAGACUAGUGGAGACUCCUGUAAGCAGACUUUCCAAAAAAUGUCAACACAGGAACCAGAGCUCUCAACACAGUUCUCUUCCCCAGCAGCUCCUCCCCAAGACUUCAGGUCCCCAUGACCAGCCAGGGAAAGAGUUGAAAGCUGGUGACAUCCUGAACCCUCACCACUAUAAGCACUGUCCUUGGGCCUACACAAAGAACCAUCUUUCAUCUCCUAUAUCCCAGGCUCGCCUUUCCAGGGGUCUCCUCCAAAGAGUGUUAGCCAAAUUUUUAGAUAACAGUGGACCCUUGCUCACCAAAUCUAGUCAGAAGAAAGCCUGACAGUACUGGCACU
This is a messenger RNA of Nycticebus coucang (slow loris), 5738 nucleotides long. It is a transcript of the gene SPATA31G1, whose product is annotated as chromosome 2 C9orf131 homolog. The record is from RefSeq and is a predicted model, not a curated record. Lineage: Eukaryota; Metazoa; Chordata; Mammalia; Primates; Lorisidae. The transcript has 2 exons. Bases 2045 to 5725 code for a protein of 1226 amino acids.